AUAACGUUUGCAGAGAAGACAAAGUUUCAGAACAUUGUCAGCGUCUCGCACAGUUCCCGCGCCUGUGGACAUCGUUUCCGUACAAACUCAGCCGCCUGCCACCCUGUCCUUCCUCUCAUGCUGACCACAUCUCAUCAUAAUCUGCCUGCUGUUGAAUCUGGUAAUGGUUCGGACACUGCUAGCAUGACUUCAUCUACAGGACAGGAUCCAUCACUUCAGAUAGAUCUCUCCGAAGCAGAACACAUGAAUCCUACUUUCUGCAGUGAGUUAAUCCUGUGGCAGGUGGUGCCUGUUGGACCCUUGUCACGAACUGGGGGUAUCACAGAGCUGUGUCGUGUCAACAAUUCUUGCCCAUCUGCCUUCACAAGUGUGGCUUGGGUUCCAACUCUACUUCCAAGCUCCUGCUUGGGCUCCUACAGUAAUAGCCCUAGUGCUCUGUUUGUUGCCUCAGAUGGUCAGUGCUUGCGCCUCUAUCAGGCAGUUAUUGAUGCUCGAAGCUUGCUGAUGGACAAAUCAGCUUCAAAAGAUAAUAAACCAAGCUUUUCCAAUGUGAGUUCCAGUUCUGCCUCAAGUCAUCCAGAGUUGCCAAGUAAUCCUAAGCCAACACCUAAAGAUCUCUUCAAUAUAAUCUCCCUGCAGUCUUCUAUUCGACCUGGUUGUGUUAUAGAAUUGGAUGCCAUCAGUGAUGCUUCACAGCACUGGCAGAACAUUCAGCUGCUGCACGUCUACCAGGAACAAUUGAUCACUGGGGAGGAAAGUGAACGGGCCAACGAGGCUGUGGUUGAUCUCAGUGGUCAGCACACAUUUGAUGAGAACUUCUACCUGGUGGUGGUGGAAAAAAUGGCAGACAGUGGCUCCACCCUGCACAUGUGGAAGAUUACCAUCGACUCACAACCAAACACGGAGAAGGGCAUCAACGGCUCCUAUGACUGGAACCAGUAUGGUGCUUUUGUGGAUAGCUACAGUGAUGAGCUGAGUCCUGAAGGACUGGAUUAUAAGUCUGCAAACUCCAAGUCACUGUUUGCCAAUCAGAUCAUGACAAUGUCUGUGCGAACUACAAAGGUUUGUUGUCAGCCAUUAGAUUUGCCCUCUGGAGUUGAAGUAGUUUCAGUAUCUGUCACCAGUGGACAUCUCAGUUCUGCAUCCAUCUACCCAGCAUGCUUUGCUCCAUAUCACUUUGUGACAGCCUGCUCAGAUGGGGAAGUGCGUUUCUGGCACUGUACAAUGCUGGGCAUUGGCCAGACUGGGGAGACAAGCACCAGCAGCGUCACGAGCUAUGAGUUCUCCAUAGAAGAAGGAAACAUCAGGGGUCAGCCACAAGUCAACUCCAGGAGAGAGGAACGCAAGAAGGAGUUCAGCUACAGCUGGGCUGAAUGGGAGAGACCUAGUUCAUCCAGAGACAGGUCUAGCUCUGUUUCCUUGCAAGGCCGACCAAUCACAGUGAGUUGUGCCUACAGUGGACGUCUAGCAGUCGCCUACAGAUGGGGACCAAUCAGAACUAGACCUGAACACCCUGAAGACAAACUUGUCAACCUGAAAGUGGUCAUAUUUGAAUGUGAAUCAACAGGAGGAUCAGAAUGGGUUCAAGAGGACAUAAUUGAGCUUAACAACAUCAAGAUCCCAGACUCUAAGAAUGAGAUCGACAUGUACAUGCUUCAAAACUAUGAUGCCCCCCAGGCCAUUGACCCGGAUGCAAACCCUGUUGCACAGACUGCUGCAGCAUUUCUGACCAGAACUAAAUCUGUACCCAGCUUGAGCACAAUUCACUCUGUCAAAAAGUCUAUUGCUGAAGCUGGCAAUAAGAAAGGGCUUCUUGGUCAGAAGUGUUUGGUCCAGCUGGACUGGGUGUCAACAGAGGAUGGGUCUCAUUUGUUGACUGUCGGCGUUGGGUCUAAGAUCCUAGUUUAUGGGCAGGUGUCCAAUGAGAUCGCUAAAUCUCUGCGCUCAAUAACUGGCAAGCAGAACGACACUAACCAGGAGGACAAGAGAUCAGUCUUUGCCAGCAGCAAGCUUGUCACUCACAAUAAAUCUAUGGUAGGAGAGGAGAUCCAAGAGGAGAUUCGAUGGAUGCGCCUGAAGGACAUUGAGCUGAACACAGCAGACGGCUUGCCACCUUUGCCCAUGCACAUCAAUUGGGUCCGUGCGGGGAUACUGGUUGUGGGCAUGGAUAAUGAAAUGCAGGUGUUUACCCAGUGGAAGAACAAUAAUGAGGAUAUGGAAAAUACCGAAGAAGAAGAGGGGGCUAUAGACAGGAGGGCGCUCACAGAAGCUAACCUUGUUACAGCUGCUUCAAGUCUCAACCUUUGCAACAAUUUCAAGUCAAAGUCCACUUUUAAAACCUCACUGUCCAUGUCCAACUUCAGACAUAUUUCAAAUGCACCACAAGCUCCUUCAGCUAAGAAAGAAUCUUGGAAGAAAUCAAACCAGACUUCUGCUGCCUCUAAAGCAAGCAUUGCUCGUAGCGACAGUUUGUCCAGCUUACCGAUGCUCCAUGACAGUGGCUUAUUUGAAGCUGCUAAAUUCGCAAACCCAGUAUUACCUCAGUACCAUCCCAAACUGUUGAUGGAGCUGUUGAACUUUGGCAAAACCAAGCGGGUCAAGGCCAUUCUGGCACACUUAGUGAGGUGCAUCAGUGGGUCUAGUAAUGUCCAGACAAUCUACAAUGAUGAAAAAUCAGACAGCAGAAGCAUUUCGGUCAAGCUGUCUCGUCAGAGAAGCAUCUCUGUACGCAGUGAGAAUGAAGCCGGAGAGGCCGACACAGCCUCAAUCACAUAUGUAGAAAUCAAGUCUAUCCCACCUCUCCCACUGUAUGCUCUCAUUGCAGCAGAUAAGGACACAACUCCAUUCCAAACAGAAAUCAAAACUUCAGUGCACCAAGGUACCAAAGAAACCGAUUAUUCUAAUCUACUGGAUACAAGUGUUUCCAAGCUAGAUGAUGACUUGGAUGAACAUCUGUUAUCAACAUCAGCUGAUAGCACUGGCAGUAACCCCCGCCGACCCCGACUGCACUCAGGAAACAGACAGCCUGUUGAUCCCUACAGUUUUGUCAUGGACCAAGCAGAUAUAUUACGGGAGUACUUGUUCAAACUGAAUCUUCCGGGUUUAUCUGGCAAUGACCAGUUCUAUCUGGCAGCAUUGGCUGAAGUUGUCGGGUCAACAGCUGUGGACCUUGGUGACAUAUCUAGUGUUGACCCCAAAAAGGAGCAGCAGGACAGCACUGAUGAAUGUGGUCUAAGGUUUCUGCUGGCCAUGCGACAGUUUCAAUGUCUGGUCAAGACUCUGCCACCGAUACAGAGAGUUCCACUGCUUGAGAGUGGCAUCAGAACAUUCCAUUUGGUCUGGGCAUUUCAUUCUGAGGCAUCACAGGAGCUCCUGUCUGCCAUCCCUUGUGUGAAAGCAGAAGAACCUGUCUGGGAGGAGCUGAAACUGUACGGUGUUGGGUGGUGGUUGAACAACAUGACUCAGCUGAAGACACUGAUGAUCAAAACUGCAAACACAGCAUUCAUGAAGUCCAAGAAACCCAUGGAUGCAGCAAUCUUCUACCUGGCCAUGAGAAAGAAGACCAUGGUGAAAAGCUUGUUCAAAUCUGUUCAAGACAACAAGAUGGAAACAUUCUUCAACUUAGACUUUACAAAUGUCAACAAUCGUCGUGUGGCAAUGAAGAAUGCCUUCCAUUUGCUUUCCAAAGGACAGUAUCUUCAUGCAGCUGCCUUGUUUUUCUUGGCUGAACAAGUGGAUAAUGCUGUUAAUAUAAUCUUGGAAAAGCUGGAUGAUCUGCAGCUUGCCAUUGUGCUCUGUCGCUUGUAUGAUGGAGAGUCUAUGCUUCCAGACACAGUGAAAGCUCUGCUUUAUGAACACGUUCUUGCCAGUCAUGAUCCAUUCUUGCGCUCCAUGGCACUGUGGCAGUUGAAGGAUUAUGAAUCCUCUCUCAGGACUUUGUUAGAGAAAAAUGUUGGAACAGCCAACCAGGAAGACAUGGACAAACUGCUACUGAUACCUCGAGUGUUUAACUUCUACAACUUCCUGCGCACACAUCCUCUCAUCACCCGCCUCCGGCUGUCAUCAAUAUCACUGCGACACCGUGCCAAUGUCAUUACAGGUUUCACUCACACAGACACACUGGUCAUCGACAGUGUCUUGACCUUGGAUCAGAUCACUCCAGUGGAGAGGCAGCUCUUCUUUGCUGCCGCCCAUGCACACUUCCAGAAUGGCUGUCCUCUAGUCGCCAUCGAAGUCAUGAGGAAACUUCCCAAAUGCCCAGUCCUGGUAGAAGAAGACCUCCAGAAGAUGACAUAUUUUGCCAAUCGCAGAAGGAAAUCUCUGUGUGAAAUAAACAGCACCACCGGGACCUUGCAAGAUCGGAAUAUCAUGACAAUAGAUGAAGACUGGGAAGAAAAUGACAAGUCACCCUCUCCAACAAUUGCUAAUAAUACCCAGAACAGCAAAGCUAGUGCCUUUGACUGGAGCAAGCCUGUGUCAUCAGCUGUCACCAGUAACACAUCUGGGCCGGUAGACUGGGGAAUGCCAAGCCGGGUCCAUUUUCAAGAGGAGCCGGAGCUAGAUCUUGAUUUAGGAGACAAACCAAAUGACAGUAUCAAGAAAAAACCUGAAAAGGUUUUAGCCAAAGGAAGCAGUGUCAGGUUUAAUACAGGUAGUGAUGAUGAUAAUGAUGAUGAUGAUGAUGAUACUGAUGAGGAAGAGGAUAAUAAAGGAGAAAGUAUGAAUUAUGUGGAGCCAGACACAGCCAGUCAUAUAGACAUCAUGUCCCAGCAGUACAAGUUUAUAGCAUGUUUGAAAGUGCUAAUGGAAGAGCUGGGCAAUCUGGCCACAGGAUUUGAGGUUGAUGGUGGACAGUUGAGGCACCAGCUGUAUAUCUGGUUGGAAAAGGAGGUGGAUGUUCUUAAGGUCUUGUGCAACUAUGGCAAACCUGCAGAAACUCAUGGAACUGCAGAUGGGACUAGUGGCAAUGUUUUUGAUGAUUUUGAGGAAACUGAUGAUGUCCUUGAGCCGAGCCAUAGAACACGCACUGUAUCCAUACGAUCAGACACUUCAGUAGGCAAGGCAUCGCUACAUGAAGUGAUUAAAGCAGAGAAGCUAGAUCUUCAGAGUAAAGUAGCCCGCAUGGCCAGACGAAAGGCAUGGUUGAAGUGCAAUCAACAUCUGCUGCGUACACUUGCCUCAUACUGUAUAUUACAAGGUUCAGGUGGAGGUGGUUUGGCCUCAGUUCACAUGGAGCUUCUGUUACUACUACAGGAACUUCAACAAGAGAGACCUCAGCAACAGCUCCUGUCACCUCUGCCUUUCCCCACCACCCUUCCUCUCCUGUCAGCCAGUAUUACCAGCAGUCGCAGUGUUGUGGCAGACCCAGUACAGUAUCUACAGAACAACAUACAGGAUCUGCUACAGACUAUUUUGGACUUCACUCAUCCACCAAAUAUACAUACAGAAAUUGGAUUAGUGAGCACCAUUCGAGAUCUUGCUGUUGCUCUGUCAUCCUGUAUCUACCAGAGUCUCUGCGACAGUGAUUCAUUCAAUGUUGAUGCUGCAGAUGUUGGCAUUGAUGGCUUCAUUAACCCUGAAUUCUCCUACCCGUCCAGUCACUUGAUGGCCGGUGUUAAAAGGAGUCAGCACAGAGCAGGUGGGGGUGGAGAAGAUGUGGUCAACACCCCACCAUCUAAGUGGCCAGGUGUGACAUCACUGAAGGUUCUACUGGCAAGGGAAAAGGAUGAAGAUGCUCCCAGACUCACCACCCUGCUCACAGAGUCAUUGAUUGCUGUGUACAUGAGCCUGCUGAUCUCAGCACUCAGCAUGUAUGACUCUCAGAUGCUGUACCGCCUGGUGGCCAACAAGCUGGAUGCUCAGACCUGGGCAGCUCUCUUUGGUGGUGGUAACAAAGUAGCAGUCAGAUCAGAGAAGACACCUGUGCCACGGUCUCAAGAUGAAACAAACAAGCACAGGUUGAACUUUAACCUGCGGGUAAUAUCAGGCGCUGGGGGACCUCCGGGCCCACAGCAUGCAUCCAUGGAAGUCAAGGAGACUUACAGAGAAAAGUUUGUGCCUCCAGAAAUAAGUAUGGUAAACUACUUGAUGGCAAAGCCAUUUGUAGCUGAUUCCUUUCUGGAUUAUGACUCGGACGAUUCUGUUGGUUCUGAUGAUGAAAUAUCAUCUGAAGAUGAAGAUGAUGAUGAUGAUGAUGACACAAAUAAGGCAACACAGCGACCAACUUCAUUAGCCAAUAGAUGGAAGAAUGCAGAACACAGUGACCCAGAAUCAUACAGUUGGUGCCUUAUGCGGUAUGCUGUUAUCAGAUCAGCAAUCAGUAACCUGAGCACAUUCUUGCCUCAGAUUGGCAUUGAACUCACAGAAUUGCCCAAUGUGUCCCCAACCCUGCAUGCUGUGAUGAAGGUUCUUGAGCAGUGGGAGAGGUUUCUCCAAGCCAAACUGGACCGUUUCGGGGGUGUGUCUGAAAACUACAUUCCAGGACUGGCUGUUGAUGUGGCCACUGGUCAACCGCUGUCUAAGCUCCAAGCUUUACACCUCCCUGAGAAUACUCCAUUUAUGUCUUCCAGAGCAACCCUGCCUGUUAAACGCUUGUGGAUGCAGUUGGUGCGCCAAGACAACCUGAAAGACAUUUUCCUGAGAUAUGUGUAUCGUAAACGCAAGGAACCAGACACCAGUGAGCUUGGUUCAAUGAAGACCUCCAGCAGUGACAAUGAGCAACAAGUGAGAGAGCCCAUGAAGAUCAUUCACAAGGAGCAGGACAUUAUCACAGCAUUUGCUAUCAAUCAGGCAAAUAACAAUUUGCUGACCCUGUCAACUCAGAAAGAGAUUGUUGAGCUAGAUAUUGGUUAUCUGCUCCAACCGCCUGUUUGGCUUGAAGAUGAAAAUGAGUAUGACAUCGAGAUGCUGAGGAAUCCAAGUCCAGGCCCAGAUGCUCCAGACUUCCUAGUGGUGCAGACACCUCAAGACACCUUGCAGCCCAUCAGUGGCACACAGACCCCGAACACUCCCUACAUCCCAUCUCCUAGUGCUAGCCAGGCAAACUUGCAGACUGGACGAGGUUCUAGCGUGCCUAAAUCACACGCAAAGACG
Molecule: messenger RNA, 7092 nt
Organism: Candidula unifasciata
Lineage: Eukaryota; Metazoa; Mollusca; Gastropoda; Stylommatophora; Geomitridae
Source: the annotation of a GenBank genome assembly